AUGGCGGCGACCGUGGCGUCGCUGUACAGGCGGGUCCUCCCGUCGCCGCCGGCGGUGGACUUCGCUUCGCCGGAGGGUAAGCGCCUCUUCGCCGAGGCCCUGGCGGCGGGCACCAUGGAGGGCUUCUUCCCCCUGGUCUCCGUCUUCCAGACGCAGUCGGAGCCGGCCUUCUGCGGCCUCGCCUCCCUCGCAGUCGUCCUCAACGCGCUCGCCAUCGACCCGGGCCGCCGCUGGAAGGGUCCCUGGCGGUGGUUCGACGAGUCCAUGCUCGACCGCUGCGAGCCCCUCGACAAGGUCAAGGCCCAGGGCAUCACCUUCGGCAAGGUCGCCUGCCUCGCGCACUGCUCCGGCGCCGACGUCCAAUCCUUCCGCGCUAACCGGGUCACCAUCCACGACCUACGGCGGCAUCUCAUCCGAUGCGUCUCCUCCCAGGACUGCCAUCUUAUUGCUUCCUACCACAGGAAGGCUUUCCAACAGGUUACGGCCCCCUAA
Miscanthus lutarioriparius is the source of this 492-nucleotide messenger RNA. NCBI's taxonomy places the organism in Eukaryota, Viridiplantae, Streptophyta, Magnoliopsida, Poales, Poaceae. The record is from the annotation of a GenBank genome assembly.